AUGGUCAAGUCAUACUUAAAAUACGAGCAUGGCAAGUCCUUUGGCGUCGUCGCCUCGGCGACUUCGAACCUUGUAUGGUCUUCCAAAGACCGAACAGGAACUGGCGCAGGACAGGCGAUCGUCGCCGCGAACGAGGAGGUUCUUUGCUGGGAUAUCAAGAAGGGCGAACUCCUGAGCCGCUGGAGAGAUGAACGAUGCACGGUGCCAGUGACUGCGAUCGCGCAAAGCAAAGCCGACAAGGACGUCUUCGCCGUUGGAUAUGAAGAUGGUAGCAUUCGACUCUGGGAUAGCAAGAUUGCUUCUGUUGUCCUCAACUUCAACGGACAUAAGUCAGCAAUUACAAAACUCGUAUUCGACAAGUCCGGCUGCAGACUUGCCAGUGGUUCUCGGGACACAGACAUCAUCAUGUGGGAUCUUGUGGCAGAAGUUGGUCAAUUCAAGUUGCGAGGACACAAGGAUCAGAUUACUGGCUUGCAGUUUGUUGAGCCAGUCGCCCAGGUUCAGGAUGAGGAUGGUGCGCAGGCCAUGGUUGUCGAUGGUGAAUCUACCCACGAAGGCUUCCUCUUGACAACUGGCAAAGACUCGCUCAUUAAACUCUGGGAUCUUUCGUCAAGGCACUGCAUAGAAACCCACAUUUCGCAAACCAACGGCGAGUGCUGGGCUCUGGGUCUUUCGCCAGAUUACAGCGGAUGUGUCACAGCUGGAAACGAUGGCGAAAUCAAGGUUUGGUCAUUGGACACCGAUGGUCUUGCGCUCAGCGCCCGCCAGGUCGACACACCUGCUGCAGCCCAAUAUCUCCAGGACCGUGGAACAUUACAUCGACAAAGCAAGGAUAAGGCAACCGAAGUUGUAUUUCACCCCAAGAAAGACUACUUUGCCGUUCAUGGUUCAGAAAAAGCGGUCGACGUGUGGCGUCUGCGAUCCGAGGCCGAAAUAAAAAAGGCACUGGCCCGUAAGCGAAGAAGACGUCGUGAGAAGGCGAAGGAUGGUAAGGCGACUGAAGAGGAAGCCAACGGUGAAGAGGACGUCUCAAAGGCCGAUAUCAGCGAUGUGUUCAUCCAACAUGUCAUUGUUCGAACUGGAGGAAGGGUUCGCUCGGUUGACUGGGCCGUUCCAAGCGGACAGAAAGAGCUUCACCUGCUAGUAGGAACCACAAACAACCUGCUCGAGUACUACAGCGUUUCGCGCAAGGACAAGAGUGAUAAAUCGAAGAAGGAGGAUGCCCCUGAAUACACAAGAGCUUUAUCCGUCGAGUUGCCCGGUCACCGAACAGAUAUUCGAGCCCUUUCGCUUAGCUCGGACGACAAGAUGCUGGCUUCUGCCUCCAACGGUAACCUGAAGAUCUGGAAUAUCAAGACUCAGAAUUGCAUUCGAACAUUCGAGUGUGGUUACGCUCUGUGCUGUGCUUUCCUUCCUGGAGACAAGGUCGUGGUUGUUGGUACCAAGAACGGCGAGUUGCAACUUUUCGAUGUGGCAUCAGCUGCCCUUCUCGACAGCGUCGAUGCUCACGAGAAAGCUAUCUGGUCGCUGAGCGUUCACCCCGAUGGCCAGUCUGUGGUUUCCGGUAGUGCUGACCAGACUGCCAAGUUUUGGGAUUUCAAGAUUGUUCAGGAAGAGGUUCUCGGUACAAGGAGAACGACGCCCAAGCUCAAGCUGGUGCACUCAAGGACACUAAAGGUUUCCCACGAUAUUCUCAGCCUGAAGUUCUCACCGGAUGCAAAGCUCCUGGCUGUUGCCCUCUUCGACAGCACCGUCAAGGUCUUCUUUGUCGAUUCCCUCAAACUCUACCUCAACCUUUACGGCCAUAAACUCCCCGUCCUUAGCAUGGAUAUCUCAUGUGACAGCAAGAUGAUUGUCACAAGUUCGGCCGACAAGAACAUCAGGAUAUGGGGUCUCGAUUUCGGUGAUUGUCACAAAGCCCUGUAUGGCCACAAGGACAGUAUUCUGCAGGUUGCCUUUGUGCCGCACAACAACGAUGGCAACGGCCACCAUUUCUUCAGUAGCAGCAAGGACCGCACAAUCCGAUACUGGGAUGGUGACAAGUUUGAGCAGAUUCAAAGACUUGAUGGUCACCACGGAGAAGUGUGGGCUAUUGCUGUAUCGCACAGCGGAAAUCUUUUGGUCAGUGCCGGCCACGACAAGAGCAUUCGGGUCUGGGAUGAGACCGAUGAGCAGAUCUUCCUUGAGGAAGAGCGCGAGAAGGAGAUGGAGGAGUUGUAUGAGAGUACCCUUACCACAUCCCUGGAACGCGACGCGGAUGCACAGGAUGAGAACAACGAGGUUGAUGCAGCGAGUAAACAGACUACAGAAACCCUCAUGGCUGGUGAACGGAUAGCAGAGGCACUCGAGAUGGGUAUGGCUGACUUGAACCUCCUCAGGGAGUACGAGGAAGCCAAACUUACAGAUCCGCAUGCCCAGCCCCCUCAGCGCAACCCAGUCUUCCUCGCCCUCGGCAACGUCACUGCCGAAGCCUACGUUCUAUCUGUUCUGCAGAAGAUCAAAGCAUCCGCACUUCACGACGCUCUCCUUGUCUUACCCUUCGCUUCCGUUCCCAUCCUAUUCACUUUCCUCAACAUCUUUGCCAUGCGUUCCAUGAACAUGCCCCUGACGUGCCGCAUUCUGUUCUUCAUGCUCAAGACGCAUCACAAGCAGAUUGUUGCAAACCGCACCAUGAAGGUCAUGCUCGACGGUAUCCGCACCAACCUUCGCGCUUCUCUCAAGCGCCAGAAGGACGAGAUGGGAGUCAAUAUUGCUGCUCUCAAGGUUGUCGGCAUGCAGAUUCGUGACAAGAGUAUCAAGGACUACGUUGAUGAGAACUGGGAGGAGGAGAACGACGCUAGGAGUGCUAAGAAGAGGACAUUUGUUCACAUUGCUUAA
This is a messenger RNA of Fusarium coffeatum, 2877 nucleotides long. RefSeq lists its product as uncharacterized. Bases 1 to 2877 code for a protein of 958 amino acids. Gene Ontology annotation, cellular component: small-subunit processome; Pwp2p-containing subcomplex of 90S preribosome. The record is from RefSeq and is a predicted model, not a curated record. Gene Ontology annotation, molecular function: protein binding; snoRNA binding. The transcript has 2 exons. Gene Ontology annotation, biological process: maturation of SSU-rRNA. Lineage: Eukaryota; Fungi; Ascomycota; Sordariomycetes; Hypocreales; Nectriaceae.